This is a messenger RNA of Colletotrichum acutatum, 1138 nucleotides long. RefSeq lists its product as uncharacterized. The coding region runs from base 243 to 869 and encodes 208 amino acids. The transcript has 2 exons. Lineage: Eukaryota; Fungi; Ascomycota; Sordariomycetes; Glomerellales; Glomerellaceae. The record is from RefSeq and is a predicted model, not a curated record.
CCAAGACCCGCUAAUUACACAUUGAUAAAAAGUCCGUCCGUCUCCCGUCAGCUAGAGCCUGGCCGGCGACCUUCGCGUGACGCACCACGCGCAUCGCACGCAAGCACAUAGCCUACUGUACUCCGUACCUCUCUCGCCUUUAGCAAUCAAUGCCCACAUCAGCCUGAUCGGCUCGGCCUCAAGUGCCGCGACACGAAACAUGAACGCGGAAGCCAACUCAACCACCCAACACUCGGUGCAGCAUGCAGCACGUACGCCCGGCUCUAAGCUUAUGCUGCGCUGCUUCAUCCUCACUUUCUUCUUCGUCUUCUUUGCUGCUCUCCCCCACACGCCCCGAACGAACGAUGUCAAUUCGCUCGCCAGUGGCAGCAUCCGAGCGACAGCGUGGCGUUUCUGCCCGACUUCAGACUGGCUCUCCAGCGAGAGAAAUGAUCGCUCGAACUCGUCACAGACCGCCCCGUCCCCUGGCGACUAACUGCUCGCCGAAAGAGUCACCCACAGACUUGUUUGUGCCGAAUGCUGACAGCCAAGAACACAGAUCGAGUUUCCAUCGAUGGGCCUCUAUCCCUUGUCUUUUCACUAUCCAGUCUGCUUUCAAAGUGACCGACGCCUGCAUUACACUAUAUGGUUUUCCAGAAACCUCGCAGAUAUGUCAUCCCUGUCGUCGAGGCACAACUGGUGAACUUGCGGCUGAUUCUCGGAUCUCGACCGCUGAACGGGAGGGAUAUCCGUACGGGAGUUUUGCCAAACUGCUCGGUCGGAGCCGACUCGGUCAGCCGAAAGAGGCAACAUGCGGGGGCGAUCUACGUCGACGACCCCUCCACCCAAAACGUUGUCGUAAAUCGGCCAAAAAAAGUCUAACCUCGUGAUCUGGAAGCGACCAUUUCCGUCUCGUCCAAACACUCGAUAUGCUAUGCCAUGGUUCCCUCCCAUGGGCAUACCAUCUCUUUGGCUCCCACAUUGACCACACAGACUUUACAGUCUAAGCGUGGAUUGUCGAUCGUUGGAUGAUGCGUUCUUGUUGGUCUGAUGUAGGCCAACGUCGAUUGACUCUCAAGUGGAGCAUCUGGGUGGGCGAAACACUCAUAAGCCUAUUUCUAUUGCGACGAGCGCACUCUCGGGCCGUUCGAGAAACCGC